Molecule: messenger RNA, 664 nt
Organism: Herpailurus yagouaroundi (jaguarundi)
Lineage: Eukaryota; Metazoa; Chordata; Mammalia; Carnivora; Felidae
Product: lysosomal-associated transmembrane protein 5-like
Exons: 5
Coding region: 38-649 (203 amino acids)
Cellular component (GO): lysosomal membrane
Source: RefSeq, a predicted model, not a curated record
AGGCCUCACUGAUGGUCGCUCUGUCUGCCCGCAGAUCAUGAGUGUUUUGCUGUUCAUCGAGCACUCCGUGGAGGUGGCCCAUGGCAAGGCCUCCUGCAAGGUCUGGCAGAAUGGCUACCUCAGGCUCGCCAACCUGAUCUCCAGCUUCCUGCUCAUCACCAUGCUCUUUGUCAUCAGCUUGAGUCUGCUGAUCGGAGUGGUCAAGAACCGGGAGAAGUACCUGCUGCCCUUCCUGUCCCUGCAAAUCAUGGACUUCCUCCUCUGCUUGCUCACUCUGCUGGGCUCCUACAUCGAGCUGCCCUCCUACCUCAAGUUUGCCUCCCGGAGCAGCAGGGUUGGCGCCCCCAAGGUCCCCCUGAUGACCCUGCAGUUGCUGGAUUUCUGCCUGAGCGUCCUGACACUCUGCAGCUCCUACAUGGAAGUACCCACCUAUCUCAACUUCAAGGCCAUGAACCACAUGAACUAUCUCCCCAGCCAGGAGGGUAUGGCUCACAGCCAUUUCAUCAAGAUGAUGAUCAUUUUCUCCAUCGCCUUCAUCACUGUCCUCAUCCUGAAGGUGAGAGGCCCCGCCCCCCAGCUCUGGGAAGCCCUCUGUGCUCUUGGCUCCUUACUCCAGCCCUCCCACACCAGCUCCUUGGACCCCACUUAGGAUCCCCGGGGACAU